Molecule: messenger RNA, 13884 nt
Organism: Synchiropus splendidus (mandarinfish)
Lineage: Eukaryota; Metazoa; Chordata; Actinopteri; Syngnathiformes; Callionymidae
Gene: vps13d
Product: vacuolar protein sorting 13 homolog D
Exons: 71
Coding region: 430-13329 (4299 amino acids)
Biological process (GO): mitochondrion organization; protein targeting to vacuole; protein retention in Golgi apparatus
Cellular component (GO): extrinsic component of membrane
Molecular function (GO): protein binding
Source: RefSeq, a predicted model, not a curated record
GGAAGUGCGUGAUGGAAGUUUCGCGCAAGUAGGAAGUAUGUUUAUUUACAGUGACAGGGCAGUGCGCCACUAACUAGAACUUCAUAGCUUUACAUUUGGUCAUUUCUCAUCGAUUGAGCUUCUUUUCCAACAUACCGUUUGAACUUGGUUUCUAUUUGUAGCGUUAAGCUUGAUGUCGACUUAUGCUAGUUUAGCUCAAUGCUAAGCUUAGUGGGGUUCACAACCUUGCCGUGUCUGUCACCACAGCCGACUCUCGCCGUCCGGUGGGAAGUUCAAGUGUAUUCACUGAAGGAGACAUGUUCCCCCGCUGUUCCGGCCAUGUGUCUACCAUCAACAUGGACUUCACCUCGCUGGUUUAGGCACUGUGGUCCACUGGUUGUUGAAGUUCCCUUCCGGAUGCUGGUGUGUCUUCAACAUUGAAACACCAGGAUGUUGGAAGGCCUGGUCGCCUGGGUGCUAAACACAUACCUUGGGAAAUAUGUGAGCAACCUGAACACUGACCAGCUGUCCAUCGCUCUUCUCAAAGGAGCGGUGGAGCUGGAAAAUCUCCCGCUAAGGAAAGAUUCAUUGAAGGAGUUUGAUCUUCCUUUUGAAGUCAAAGCAGGCUUCAUUGGGAAGGUCACCAUCCAGAUUCCUUUCUACCGACCUCAUUGUGACCCAUGGGUCAUUUCCAUGUCCCAGCUCAAUCUCAUAAUUGGACCUGCCUUGCUAAAAGAGCAUGAUGAAGACCAAGAAAAAGUGGACGAAAGGGAGCGCAAAAAAUGUCUUCUUAAGGCUGCUGAAGACAAAUUUAAAAGUGAAUUUGAACAAAAAGGGGAGUCUUACUGGUACUCUGUGACUGCCUCAGUGGUGACCAGAAUCGUUGAGAACAUUGAGCUGAAGAUCCAAGAUGUGCACCUGCGAUUUGAGGAUGACUUAUCCGACCCUGAGAAACCACUCUCCUUUGGGGUUUGCAUCAAAAACCUUUCUGCUCAGAAUCUCCAAAAAGAGACGGUCCAAAAGCUGCUCCGACAGAAGCAAAUGGAGAUUCAGGACUUCAGCGUGUACUGGGAUACACACAGUGAAAUGUUGGGGAAGCUGCCGGUGAAUCAGAUCCAGGAGGCAAUGAGCCAGUGCAUGCAGUCCCUGGAGCACCAGUACAUCUUUGAACCAGUGUGCGCUUCAGUGUUGCUCAGGAGAAACACCUCGAAGGAGCCUCUGCGCUCCCGACAUACCCCGAGAAUAGAGGGUCAAGUUCAGCUGGAGCCCAUGUCCUUUCGCCUCUCACAGGUUCAGUACCAGCAGAUCAUGGCAUUCUUCAAAGAACUGGACCUCCGGGAAAGACGGAUGCGUUACCACAAGUGGCGGCCUUCCGUUUCAGUCACUGGAAACUGCCGGCAGUGGUGGAUGUUUGCCAUCCAGGCCAAUCUAAAUGAGAUCAGGGAGCAGCGGCACAGACGGACCUGGAACUUUGCUCUGCAGCGGGCCAGAGAUGCGCAGACCUACACUAGCUUGUACUUCCACAGGCUCAAAGGGAUCCCACUCAGCCCUCAAGAGGAGAUUGAGAUUGAGCGUGUGGAGGAGGAGCAGACGCUGGACGAGCUGCAAAGUCUGAGAGAAAUCGUUUAUGAUUGGUUCCGAAAGCAAGAGGAAGUUGUUGUGGGUGUGAGAGACCCCAGCAGUGAGCUCGAGCCCUGCUCACCCACCUCAUCCAUCCCUCGCAGCCGAAGUUCCGGUAUGAUCCAGUACCUCCAGUCUUGGUUCCCUGGUUGGGCCGGCUGGUAUGGAGACUCUCAGAACCCAGACGGAGUCUCCGAUGAGUUCCUGCCUAGCCCUUCCUCCUGGGACAUUCUUGCGGAGACAGAAGAAUUUUUCGACCCUUGGGAGGACUCUCAGACCCUGAACACAUUUACACGCCGAGACUUCCUCUUCGCCAGGCUCGAGUUUUCAUUGCAGCGGGGUGGUAUCACCCUGUUCCACCAAGAUAAACAGAAAGAGGCUCUUGAUGAGAGUGGGCUCAUCCAGCUGGAGUUUUCAGAUGUAAACGUGAUUGUGGAGUCUCUUCCUCGUUCCGAGUCCUCUCUUCUUUCGGUUAAACUUGGUGGCCUGUUUCUGCGAGACCUGACCACGAAGGACACCAUCUUCCCGGUGUUGAUAUCUCAGAAGAUGGACAAGAAUUUUCUCUCCUCAAGUCAGCCGUUUGGACAGUCCCCCAGCUCCUCUGGUUGUGAUGAGCAGUGUUCUUCGUCGCCAGUGUUUGAAAUGCUUUAUGAGAGAAACCCUGUCAAGUGCAAAUUUGAAAGACGACUGGAAGUCAACACGAGUCCGCUCAACAUUAUCUACAAUCCCGAUGCAAUCAAACAAGUCAUUGAGUUCUUCUUCAAAGGGAAGGUUCACACCUCAGGUUUCGGGUACCAGUCGGAGUUGGAGCUGAGAGUGGCGGAGGCAGCGCGACGACAGUACAACAAGCUGAAGAUGCAAACCAAGGCUGAGAUCAGACAGACAAUCGAUCAGCUUCUCAUUGGGGAAUUUAUUGAAAGCUCCAAACGCUGGACCAUGAAGCUGGACAUCUGUGCUCCACAAGUGAUUUUUCCUGAUGAUUUCCAGUCAAAGGACCCCAUGUUAGUCGUUGUGGAUCUGGGCAGAAUCCUUCUCAGUAACUGUCAAGCUGACAGCAAGUCCUGCUCAAAGAGUGCUGAACCUGAAAGAGAGGACCUCAGUGAGGAUGAGUACCAGACGCCCCCUGCCACACCACCGGGCCACUCUCCAGAGUUAGAUGUGCCUUCAAAAGACUGGCCCAAAAGCCCUCAACUCUCCAACCCGGCCUCGCUUGAAAACAUUCAAGCCUACAGCAAAAAGCUUUAUGAAAAAUACACCCUGUCCUUUAAGGACCUUCAGAUAAUGGUGGGUCGCUAUGAGGACAACUGGAAACAUGUUCAGGAAAGUGAGGUGGGACCUACUCACGUGGUGGAGAAGUUCAACGUCCUCCUGCAGCUGGAGCAAAGGCUGCGCUACACCUCAGAUCCGGAUCUCCCUGGAGCUGUGCUGUCUGGAACUCUGCCUGAUUUAAAGGUCCACAUUAACCUGGAGAAGAUAACAGCGCUGAAGAACUGCCUCGCUCGGCUCAGCGGCCCUCAGAAGAGCGAAGAAGAAAGGAGACAAGAGAAGGACCAUCGCUUCCCUGAUAAGAUCUUCCAGAGGGAAGACAGCUCCUGGAAGCUCCAGGGUUCUGCUAAGAACUUGACCCAGAGUGUAAUUACAUUGGAGCAGCACACGAGAGAAGUUCUAGUGGAGUCCCGUCUGCUGUUGGCGGAAUUCACAAUCAACCACAUGCAGCUGGGUGUGGAAAGUGAUGGCAGGUACAUUUCUGUUCUCAAGGUCUUUGGCACAAAUGCUCACUUUGUCAAGCGUCCGUACGAUGCUGAGGUCUCCCUCACAGUCCUGGGCCUUCUCCUUGUGGACACCUUACAAACCUACGGCUCCGACUUUGACCUCCUGGUGGCUUCUCAUAAACAUCUCAGCUUUGACAUACCGACCGGCAGUCUGCGGGAAAGUCAGCCCUCAUCCCCGGUGUCGCCUGGAGCACGGGACAAUACAUCCACAGGGUCUUCAAAAAUAGUGAAGGACACGGGCUCCCUCUUUAACUCUGUUCUCAAUGACCAAGAGGCGCUCAUCAAACUGGAGUACCAGUUUGUGAGCUCAGACUGCCCCACAAUGAACCUGGACAGCUCUCUUCAGGUCGUGAGUUUGCAGGUGAACAACCUGGACAUUAUUGUGAACCCAGAGACCAUUGUCGAGCUGCUGAAGUUUCUCCAGAAAGCUUUCCCGAAAGAGGAGAGCUCCUGGGCGUCGGCGCACCACCAUUCAGACCCCAGCCAAGAAGAGAAUGAGACCUUUCAGGCCACGUACGACCAGAACAAGGAGCUAACCGUGGAGAUCCACCGGCUCAACCUGCUGCUUCUUCGGACCGUCUCCAGUGGGGCCGUCUUGGGGACUGACAAGAAAGGUUUGAAAAUCGCCACUGCAAGCAUCACUGGGACCAAAGUGAACAUGUCCAUGGGGAGUCGGUUGGACAUCAGUGGGUCAGUGGGGUCGUUGCAGCUGGUGGAUGUCACUCAGGAAGGAGGGAGAAGCCAGUUUGUGAUCAGCAUUGGCAACGUUGAGGACAGUACCUCCGGCUUGGCCUUUCUAGCCGAGUCAGAGUUUUGCCCGUUGGAAGCUUUAAAUUUCCACUUGUUGGAGAAAUCUCAGGGGAUCUGCUCUUUGCACCUUAAAAUGGCGUCGCUACAUUAUAACCACUCGGCUAAGUUCCUGAAAGAGCUGAGUCUUUCCGCCAAUGAAGUCGAAGACAAUUUCCGCACCAUGCUGAAAAGCGCUGCUACCAAAGUGUCCACUGUCCUCGCCACCAAGACGGCGGAGUACAGUGGCAUGUUCUCCCUGUUCGAAACCCCCCCACGCCGAAGCCGGACUCACAGUCAGAACUUUGCUUAUUCCUUUGAUGACGACCUGGAUGUGCCGGUGGAGGAGCCGGAGUCCAGUUUAGACACCUUUUUUAAGAAGCUAACCCUCAACAUCGAUAUUGAAUCCCCUGUUGUGUCCAUCCCUCGGAAACCGGGGCACCCCGAGCUCUUGGUUGGGCACCUGGGGAGCAUCAUGAUCGAAAAUUUUGUCACCGGACAAGGCUCUAAAGGGGAGCGCCUGCAGGUCUUUGUGAAAGACAUACGGCUGUAUUCUGUUAACAUCAGCAGUUUGGCGCCCAAAAAGACUUCGAAAGGGUCACAACCCUGCAGUGGCUUACAUGAGGAACCACAGUUCACACGGCAAAACUUCUUCGAGUCUCUAAACAAAGGGAAUGCUUUUCAUAUUCUGAAAGACACAACGAUACAGUUCACGAUUGAGAAGGCUGAGGACGAAGACGCCCCGUUCACCUUUCUCACCGUGGAGGAGCCGUGCAAGAGUAACGGGCUCAUGAGAGUUGAGGGGAAGUUUGUCAAACCUGUUCAGGUUUUCCUCUCCAAAGCGGUGUAUGAGCAAGUCCUCCAGACUCUGGAUAAUUUGUCUCUCAUCGAUGGGCAACGUGCCACUCCCAGCCAGCCUCCCACGCCGCCUCCCCCAACGCCGUCGUCCACCCGACCUCAUCGUUUUCCCGACCUGCACGGCGGGAUGUUCGCCAAAGACCCGCCGUAUUCCAGCUUCUCCCACCCCAUGCUCUCCUCACCUUCCCCCCUGCAGUCACACAAGUCCACAUUUGAGUCCGAGUCCUUCACUCAGCUGAAUAUCACCUUGCACAUCGCUGAGUUGGAGGUCCAGCUGAGUGCGGACCUGACCCAGGGAUCCCAAGGACUUGUUAGUUUGCGAUUUCAGGAUCUGAAAGGAGACUUCACAAAAAACCACCCUGACCUGCUGGAGGUCCAGCUGACUCUGCGCUCUCUGCUCAUGGAAGAUCUCCUGGAGCAGAAUCCAGAAUCAAAAUACAAACAUCUAAUGGUGUCACGAGGAGCUCCCAAGCCCACCUCCUUCUAUACCAAGGAGUAUCUUUCCCAAAGCUGCCCCUUGACAUCUAACGCUCAGUGCCCUGAGAUGCCUCGCUCCUUGCCGUCCCACAUGGAGGAAGCACGGAAUGUUUUCCAGCUCUAUCAAAGACAUCCCAGCACCCCUUCAGCGGGCAGCCGCAAAUCCAAACGGGAUCCCGAGUGCCCCAGCACUCCUCCACCCUCCCCCACCCACCAGACGACCGCUGCCGACCCCCCAGACUUUGACGACUCUUUAGUCCAUGUCAACAUUCUACUGGUUGACCAGAAACAUCCAGAGUUCGGAACACGCUACGGAGGCGUGGGAAGGAGCGUGGACAUCGACUUCAACUGUCUGGACGUCUUGAUCACGCUGCAGACGUGGGUGGUCAUUCUGGAUUUCUUUGGGAUUGGCUCGACUGCCAACAAUCAUGCGGUGAAAGUCCCCCCGGUGCCACCGGAUCCUUUGCCAGAACAUUCUCUUUAUGAGCCUGACUUGGAUGAGGAGGAGGCUGUGGAAGCUGUGAACACUAAAGUAGAUAUUAAGGUCCAUUCACUGUCCCUGGUCCUGAACAAGAAGCUCAAUGAGAUUGCCAGAGCCAGUGUGUCGAAAUUAUCCGCUCAUCUGGAAAUGUUGGAUGGCAACAUGGCGUUGCAAGGCAGUUUAGGAACCUUGUCCCUGAGUGAUCUGACCCCACACGGGGAUCUCUACAGGGAACGCUUUACCACUCAAGGAGGAGAGGCUCUGGUUUUCAACAUCCUCAAAUAUGGCCUCCCUGAUCCCUAUUUGGAGCGGGAGUGUGACAUUAAAGUCUCUCUGGAGAUGGCGUCUGUACAGUAUGUGCACACUCAGCGCUUUCAGGCGGAGGUGGUUGCCUUUAUCCAACAUUUCACACAACUACAGGAUGUGCUUGGCCGACAAAGGGCUGCCAUGGAAGGCCAGGCUGUCAGGGAUCAUCCUCAGCGAGGAUCCAGAGUUCUUCUGGACAUCCAUGCUGGCGCACCUGUCAUACUGAUACCAGAAAGUUCUCGCUCCACAAGGGUCAUCGUGGCUAAUCUCGGACAGUUGAGGGUGCAGAACUGCUUCUUGCCUGCAGGUUCUUAUGGGACCUUCUCCCUCAAAGACAAGGACCUUGUGGGAAGGAGGGGUGAGCAGGAUUGGCUGAAAACUCCUAUGACAUCUUCAACUGGCUUCACUCUGAAUAAGCCAAGCCCUCGAUCCCCUGAGGCAGCUGCGCCGCACAGCGACGAAGCACAAGUUCCACUUUUAGACUGCAUUUCACUAGACCUACAGCAGAUGGACAUCUUUGCUGCGGAGCGACAGCCAUCCCAGCUCUGGGACAAUCCUGCGGAACUUACCGACCUCCUCUUUCCCUCCUACUGUGUCCGUCGAACGGGAGGCACCCUCCUUAGAGACCGCUGCCGCCUCCAGCUCAAAGUGGAACGCAAUCUUGACAGGGAGCUCACCCAUGCUGUGCCCGACAUGUCGAUCUAUGGCAGCCUGUCCUCAGUCCACUGCUCAGUGGACCUGGAGCACUACAAGCUGAUUCGAGGCCUUCUAGAAAACAACCUCGGGGAGCCCAUUGAGGAGUUCCUGCGGCCCUAUAACCUACAAGACCCCAGCACAUACACGGUGUUAAGCGGAGAUGUCUACAAAAACUUCUCUUUUCUGGUGGACAUGAUGGACGUUAGCCUGGAGCUGCUGGACAGCAAGAUCUCAGAGGGUUCCCUUGCUAGGUUCGACUUCAUGAAGUCCAAGUUGCUCUUUGAAAGCUUCUCAAAUGGAUCAAAGUCGAUCAACUUGGUGUCUCACUCGUUGCUAGCCUACGACACAAGAGGCAGCGAGCCACCCAAAAGCACCAGUGCUGCCGACGGAUCCAAAAAAAAUGUGUUUGAUUGUAUUCUCCAGCCGUCUAAAACCGGUUCAAACCGGGCCACUCUGCAGCUGGAGCUCCAUUACAGAUCCACGCGCGACUCCUCCUCCUUCACUGUGGUUCUGAACAAUCUCCGGGUUUUCGUUAUCUUUGACUGGUUCCAGCUUGUGAGUGACUUCCUCCGGGUGCCAGUGGAAAAGCCAUCAGGUGUGUCUGAAUCGGGUCAGCGUUGUCCCAGCAGUGGUACCUCUGACACUGCUUCCAACCCUGCUGGCGCUGUCAUGCCAAAAACAGUGAAGAGUGGCGUCGUCACCAAGAGGUCCACUGUGCCCGUCACUCAAGACUACCGUAUUGAGGUCAAGAUCAAUGUCACGGGUACGGAAUUUGUGGUUGUGGAGGACUCGUCCUGCUUGGACACCAACGCCAUCAUCCUGAAAGGAACCGCGGUGCUGACGUACAAGCCCCGCCUGUUGGACCGGCCCUUCUCUGGCAGCCUCGCUGGCAUUGAGGUCUUCUCCUGUCGCCUGGGCAGCGAGAAGGAGACGGCGCUUUCCAUCAUCGACCCUGUCAAUGUUCAGAUGGAGCUGUGCGGCAGCCCCACCUACCAGCCGAGCUCCGGCCUGCUGGAUGCCUUCAAUGUUGAAGAAAUCCCACCGUUGCUGGAGAUCCAGUUGCCAUCUGUGGACAUCCGACUGUCGUACAAUGAUGUCCAGCUUUUCCUGGCCAUUGCCAAGACCUUCCCAACUGCCAGCUCCUCCUUAUCUGCUCCUGAAAUCAGCAGGGCGUCUGCAGAUAAGCCGAUAGAAGGGAAGAAAACAAAGAAUUUAACCUUAGUAGAUGGGCAGCUAAUCCACCUGCAAGAUCUUGGCUUCAGGAAGGAAGACUGCAAAAGAGCUCUCAUUCACUGUAAAGGCCAGAUGGACCAGGCGGCUGCAUGGCUUCUGGAGAACGCAGAGAACAUGGUGGGCCAGCGCCGAGGCCCCUCUGACUCCAGUCACGCUGCCUCUCUGUCUGGUGUGGAGGUGAAGGCUGACAGCAUCUGCAUCUGUUUCAUCGAUGACUGCCUGGACUGUGACAUUCCUCUGGCUGAGCUCACCUUCUCGAGGCUGUCUGUGCUGCAGCGAAUCGGCUCCUCACAGGAAGGCACCGCCAGCUUCACUCUGUCCGCUGACUACUACAACAGAGAACUGUCAGGUUGGGAGCCUGUGAUCGAGCCCUGGCCCUGCUUCCUGUCAUGGCAGCAACAGGCGGCCGGCCGCCUCCAUCCAUCGCGUCUGAAGAUGGGAGUGCGAGCCAAGCAGCGGCUGGAUGUCAACAUCACAUCUGUCCUCCUCGAUCAAUACAACACGACCAAGAGCUCCUGGAUUGCAGACUACUGGAAGCAGGAAGAGACUGCAUCCCCGUCGUCAUCGCGCUCGCCGAGGACGAGCUUGGCUGAAAUGCCCUUUGGACAGAGUGUGAAGAUGUCCAAAAGGAGACAGCCGUUUGUGCCGUACGCGCUACGUAACCAUACAGGAUGCACCAUGUGGUUCGCCACGCUGACUACAACCCCGACAAGGGUGGCGCUGUCUCACAGCAGCAGCGCAGACUCCAUCGCUGAUGGCCACGGACCUGCCACAGACGACAGCCACAAUGUCAGCCAGUGGCGGGAGGUGCUGCCUGGAGAGGAGAUCCCGUUUGAGUUCGAGGCUCGGGAGAAACUCCGCCAUCGACACACGCACGAGCUGAAGCUGCACCAGCUGCUGGUCCGAGUCUGUGGAUGGGAACAAGUGAAGCCGGUGUCUGUGGAUAAAGUGGGCAUCUUCUUCCGUUAUGCGGCACCUGACAGGAACAGCUCUUCCAACACGGUUGGCAGCCCCAUCAGCCGGACCAACAUCAUCCACCCGCACGUCUACUUUUCAGCGCUGCCUCCUGUCAGGGUGGUCUUCGCCAUCACACUAGAAGGCAGCGCCAGGAAGGUCAUCACCGUCCGCUCCGCUCUGAUGGUGAAGAACCGGCUGGAUGUUCCCAUGGAAAUCAGGCUGGACAGCCCCUCAGCUCCUGACAAGCCGGUGGUGCUGCCUCCCAUUCUUCCGGGUCAGGCUCUGGCGGUGCCGCUCCACCUGACCUCAUGGCGCCUGCAGGCUCGGCCCAAAGGCAUGCAGCUGUUCUUCUGCAAAGUUCCCAUCCACUGGACGAGCGUGGACCGGGCCGGAGAGAUCAGCAGCACCAAGAGAGAGUGCCAGUCGGCGGAUUUCGAUGACAACCUGAAACCGGUCUUCAGGUAUUCUGUGGUGGUCAAAAAGGAAAACUACCCGGAGCAGCAGCCUGCCAAGAGGGCUUCUGGGAACACCAAGCAAAUCUAUCAGCAGCCGGGACACACCAUCUUCCUGCUGCCCACCAUGGUGCUGGCCAACCUGCUGCCCUGCAACCUCUCCUACUACAUCAAGGGCACAUCCAUCAAAGGGACCUUGAAACCCGGGAAAGAGGCGGUGCUUCACUGCGCGGACACCUCCCAGAACAUGGAGCUAGGUGUCAUCCUGGACAGCUUUCCCGUCUGCAAGGAGCUUCUCAUUCCUCCUGGAACUCAGAACUACGUGGUCCGGAUGAGGCUGUACGACACCAACAAGCGGCUUCUUUGCCUGACCAGUCGCAUCAUCCUGCGUGCACAGGGGGCGCUGAAGAUCCUCAUAUCAGCGCCGUACUGGCUGAUCAACAAAACAGGGCUGCCCUUGAUUUUCCGCCAAGACAACGGGAAGGCGGACGCGGCCGGCCAGUUUGAGGAGCAUGAAUACGCCCGCAGCUUGAGCCCAUUGCUCUUCUGCUAUGCUGAUAAAGAGCAGCCGGCCAUGUGCACUAUGCGUAUUGGGAAAGGCAUUCACCCGGAUGGCGUGCCAGGCUGGUGCCAGGGCUUCUCCCUGGAUGGUGGCAGUGGCGUCCGAGCCGUGAAGGUCAUCCAGCAUGGCAACAGACCUGGACUCAUCUACAAUAUCGGCAUCAGUGUGAGGAAAGGGAAAGGCAGGUACCGAGACAGUCACAUCGUCACCUUCUCUCCACGCUACCUGCUGGACAACCGCUCUUCGCACAAGCUCGCCUUCGCCCAGCGCGAGUUUGCCCGGGGACAGGGCACCGCCAACCCUGAAGGUUAUAUCUCCACGCUGCCGGGUUCCAGCGUCGUCUUCCACUGGCCACGCAACGACUACGACCAGCUGCUCUGUGUGCGCCUGAUGGACACUCCAAACUGCACCUGGUCGGGGGGGUUUGAGGUCAACAAGCCCAGGUCCUUCCAUGUCAACAUGAGAGACACACUGGGGAAUUGCUUCUUCCUGCGGACAGAAAUCACCCUAGAGGGCGCCACCUACCAGAUCACCUUCACCGACUCCAGCCAUCUGCCCCCGCCGUUCCGCAUCAACAACAUCUCUGAGGUGCCGGUCCAGUUCUGGCAGCACGGCGUGGUGGACAUGCGGCUGCACACGGACGUGAAGUCCGGGUGCUCCCUGGAUUACGCCUGCGAUGAGCCCACGUUACCGCCGUACCUCACCAUGAUCGUGAAGGGAGCUGGCUCCUCCGAGGUCACCGCGGAUAUGAACUUCUUCAGGGAAUACAACAAACUCUACUAUGAGAAUUUCAUCUACAUCGCAGCCACCUACACAUUCUCCCAGAGUACAGAGAAGAGGCCAGUCGGGAAGGUGCGCCCGGUCACCUAUGCUGAGCUGGUCCUCGAUGUGGACUCUACAACACAGCGUGUCAUCCUCAAAAAGAAGGAGCCCGGAAAACGUUCCCAGCUGUGGAGGAUGACCGGCUCUGGCAUGCUGUGUCACGAAGGUUCAUCUCCACCUCAGAGUAAACCAGCCCAGCCCCGACCUCUGGAGUCCUCUCUGGUGCUGGACAUCGCUGGCCUUGCUGCUGUCAGUGACAACUGCUACGAGCCCCUCAAGCUGCGGAAGCCGGACCCGCGCCGCAGCACCACUCAGACCUGGUACUUCAGCUCAGGAAUGCUGACCUGCGGUCUUCCCCGCCUGGUCGUUCAGGUGAAGAACGGCGUGGCAGGUCUGGUGGACGGAGCCCAGGUGGUGCUGGGACCCGACUCAGGUCUACUGGAUCCCGUCCCGGAGCAGCAGUUCAUCAACCUCAAGAUGAGACCGGGCUCUGGCGUGCUGUCCGUCCAGGUGCUGCCAGAUGGACCCACACGCGUCCUACAGAUAAGCGACUUCAAUCACCGGAGGGUGGCCCCGCCCUCACCCUCGCCCUCGGCGGAGCCCGACAGGAGCAAAGAAGAGGUGCAAAAGACGGAGCAGGAGAUGGAGGUGCUGGUGAACCUGGAGGAAGGCGUGGGUCUGUCUCUGGUCAACAAGGUUCCUGAGGAGCUGGUGUUCGCCUCUCUCGCUGGGAUCAAUGUGCACUUCACCCGCACGGCCGCCAAUGAGUUGUUGGAGCUGAAUGUUCAACACAUCCAGGUGGACAACCAGCUGCUGGGCACCACGCAGCCGGUGAUGCUGUGCGUGACCCCCAACUGCAGCGGUGAGAACGGCGAGUCUGGCCCCGCCCUCCAGGUCAACUACCUCAAAGUUCCCAGCAGCCUCAUCCUCACAGACCUGUUCAAGCACCUGAUGGUGACCGCUCAGCGCUACACCAUCAUCAUAGAGGAGAAGCUGCUGCUGAAGCUGCUCAGCUUCUUCGGCUACGGAGAGACGGAGGCCGAGCUGGAGAAGCUGGACGAGAACUUCCACGAGAGGCCGAGCGAAAGCGAGGAACCACCCAAACGCUACUAUUUUGAGAACCUGAAGAUCAGCCUCCCGCAGGUGAAGCUGAGCGUCUUCACCUCGCACAAGCUCCCCGCGGAUCUGAAGGCCCUGAAGGGCACGCUGGGCUUCCCCCUGGUGCGCUUCGAAGACGCCGUGGUCAACAUGUACCCCUACACCAGGGUGCACCCCUAUGAGACGCAGGACAUCAUCAUCAGCGACAUCCUCAAGCACUUCAGAGAGGAGCUGAUCAGCCAAGCCGCUCAGAUCCUGGGCUCCGUGGACUUCCUGGGGAACCCCAUCGGCCUCCUCAACGACGUCACCGAGGGCGUGUCCGAGCUCAUCAAGUACGGGAACGUGGGAGGCCUGAUCCGCAACGUGACCCACGGCGUGUCCAACUCUGCAGCCAAGUUCGCAGGGACUCUGUCGGACGGGCUGGGGAAGACCAUGGAUAACCGCCACCAGAAUGAGAGGGAGUACAUCAGGUACCACGGCGCCACCAGCGGGGAGCACCUGGUGGCUGGAAUCCAUGGCCUUGCUCACGGAAUCAUCGGCGGCAUGACCAGCAUCAUCACAUCCACAGUGGAGGGGGUGAAAACAGAAGGCGGGGUCAGCGGGUUCUUCUCCGGGCUCGGUAAAGGCCUGGUGGGAACUGUCACCAAGCCGGUGGCCGGAGCGCUGGACUUUGCCUCGGAGACGGCGCAGACGGUGCGGGACAUGGUCAGCCUCAGCAACCACAGACAAGGCAUGCACCGCGUCAGGAAGCCGCGCUGCUGCAAUGGGCACCAGGGCCUCCUGCCGCGAUACUCCGCCACUCAAGCCGACGGCCAGGAGCAGCUCUUCCACCUCACGGACAACAUCCACUCAGAGUUCUUCAUCGCCGUGGAGCUCAUCGACAGUUACUGCGUGCUCAUCUCCUCCAAGGUGGUCUACUUCCUGAAGCCUGGAGAGUUUGUGGAUCGCGAGGCCAUCUUCCUGGAGGUCAAGUACGACGACCUCUACCACUGCCUCGUGUCCAAGGACCACGGGAAGGUUUACGUGCAGCUGACGAAGAAGGCCGAGAGCACCAGCAGCGGGGUGGCCAUCCCGGGACCUCCGCACCAGAAGCCCAUGGUUCAUGUCAAGAACGAGUCUCUGGCCAUAAAAAUCUCCCAGGAGAUCAACUAUGCAAAGAGCCUGUACUACGAACAGCAGCUCAUGCUGCCCGCCACUGACAACGAGGACAGUCUGCUCCUGGAGUCGUGAUCGCGGACGACCUUUGACCUUUGUCUCCCUCAGUAUUUCAAUGCAGCAGUAGGUCUCCAGGCAAAUCGUUCUUCAAAGACUCUGAAAGACUCUGACACAGUGGACGGUGUGUCUGUUCUUUUAAAACGGGUUUGUGUGUGCGUGCGUGAGUGUCUCUCUGUCUGUGUGUGAGUGAGUGUGUGUGUCCUCAGAAAUAAAGAACUGACUGACUGUGUCUCCAGGAUGGAUUUUAUUUAAUAAAAUAGUCAAACACUAAAGAGUUUCAUUGUGACAAGUGCUUCCUACAGCAGUGAGGAGAUUCACAGCUUCUGUUGCAGCAGUUUCAGAUCAGGGAGGACAGACUGGUUUCUGUAUAUUGCUACUCUGAUUCUUCAGCGUCACAGUUCAGGACAGAUCAACAAUUGAAGGAAGGAGGCGAGUCAUGUGCGGUUUGAUCAGUCUCCUCUCAGUUCAGCGUCAUCGAAGCUCAUCUGAACCUGAACUGACCGCGUGAGCAGCGACACAUGUUUAUGUUUAGCGCCUGGCUCCUCCUGACCUUCAGCGAACAUGACGCCG